AAAUAAUAACAAUUAAACAAUAGUGUUUAUAUAGUUUUGUAGAUAUUCGUAAAACUUAUAAUUGUCAAUAACUUUUAUGUGUACUAAAGAAGUAGUUAUAUAUAAGUCUAGACAAAAACAGUAGAUGUCAAUAGAAGUACUCAUGUUUCAGGUAUAGCGAACAAGAUAUAAUAAUCUUUUGCUUAUUAAAUGUAUUAUUAUUAACAUCUUUAAGAAAAUAACUCAAAUUGGAGGAAGAAACUAAUUUCAUUUUGUUAUUAAAACUUAUAAUGAUUCAUGUUAAAUAUGUUUAUGAAUUUGGUUUAGUUUAUAGCUUUAAGGAAGUAAAAGAAAUGGCUAGUACAUCCAGUGAUCAAAAUAUUAUUGCUCAAAAGACUUGGGAGAUGUCAAAUAAUGUUGAAACAAUCAGUACAGUCGAUGAAAUCUACAGAUAUGAUAAAAAAGAACAACAAGAUAUAUUGGCAGCUAAACCAUGGGAAAAAGAUCCUCAUUUUUUCAAAGAUAUUAAAAUCUCAGCAUUAGCAUUGUUAAAAAUGGUAAUGCAUGCACGUUCUGGUGGAACAUUAGAGGUAAUGGGUCUUCUGCUUGGAAAAGUAACAGCAAAUACAAUGAUUGUUAUGGAUUCUUUUGCAUUACCUGUUGAAGGGACAGAAACAAGGGUUAAUGCGCAAGCUCAAGCAUAUGAAUAUAUGACUGCAUAUAUAGAAGCUGCAAAACAGGUUGGCAGACAAGAGAAUGCUAUUGGUUGGUAUCAUAGUCAUCCAGGUUAUGGAUGUUGGUUGUCUGGUAUUGAUGUGUCUACACAAAUGCUUAAUCAAAAUUUUCAAGAACCAUUUGUUGCUAUUGUAAUUGAUCCUGUGCGAACUAUUUCUGCAGGUAAAGUUUGCUUAGGAGCAUUUAGAACUUAUCCAAAGGGAUAUAAGCCUGCUAAUGAGGAACCAUCAGAGUAUCAAACGAUACCUUUAAAUAAAAUCGAAGACUUUGGUGUACAUUGUAAACAAUAUUAUUCGUUAGAAGUAUCAUAUUUCAAAUCGUCAUUAGAUAGACGAUUGUUAGAUUCCUUAUGGAAUAAAUACUGGGUGAAUACUCUUAGUUCUUCUAGUCUAUUAACAAAUGCAGAUUAUACUACAGGACAAAUAUUUGAUUUGUCGGACAAAUUAGAACAAUCGGAAGUUGCGCUUGGAAGAGGAUUUGUUUUAGGUGGAACAGAUCCACACGAUCGUAGUACAGUAGAAAAACUUAUUAAAGCAACACGUGAUAGUUCUAAAACUACAAUUGAAGUUAUACAUGGUUUAAUGGCACAAGUUAUAAAAGAUAAAUUAUUUAAUCAAGUUGGAACAAAUAUGACAGAUUCUUGUUAAACCAUCAUUCAUAAUAAGUUAAUUUUAAAUGAGAAGCCAAACAAAUGUAUUUGUGAUAUAAGCAAUAUAACUUAUGCAGUUUUUCUGCUUUAAAUUGUGAUUUUUCAUGUCUUGUUAUGGCACAAGCAUGUAUUCAAAGACAUAUAUACUUUAAAGACUUAAUGGAAUAAAAAUACAUUUUAUUUUUACAUUUUGAUUUGCUUAGAAAGUAUAUAUAAUGAUGUAUAAGCUUUUAAAAGUUUUAUAGAUCAUUAUCAUGAUACUUAAACCUGCUUUUAUUAUCUUAUGUUAACCCGGACUCCAGGAUUUUCUAAAACCAAAUAAACAGAGGAGCUGCUUAACAAGCUUCUUUCUGCUAACAAUAGGUUCUGUACAAAAAUAUAAAAAGGAGGUUAUCGUUAAUUAUUUAUACGACAGUAAUUAUUGAAUUCACAAAUGAAACAAAUGGAAUCAAAUUACUAUAUUCCUAAUCAAAUAAAAUUCUGCAACUGAAAAAUUGUAUAAUUCGAUUUCAGUCUUCUGACAUUUGGAAAAGUCACGGGAAUCCAAUAACUCAUUUAUUAGAUAUUAAAAUAAUUGAUAUAUUUUUAUGACGAUGAAAAGAUAUAGAUAUAACUUUACUUGAAUUCAUUCAAUUUAUUGAUUUACAAUAUUUAUAAUACAUUACCUAAAAAUAGCAUAAGAAGCAAUGAUGAAAAUCGUCCUACAAAUUACGCGUAUGCCGUAAGAUAAUUAUUAUCAAUAUCAGUAUUAUUGGUAUUUGUAUUUUUCACCAUUAUAAUUAUGAUAAUAAUAAUAUUAAUAAUAAUAAUAAUUAUUAUUAUUAUAUAAAUUUUCAGUCAUCAAAAAAAUAUUAGAACGAAAUUUAUUUAUUAAUUACAUAUAACUACUAUACUAUUUUAAUAUUUAUUAACCUUUGUAUUGCCAAAAAUACGAGUUAUUAGUAUUUUAUUUACUCAAAUGAUGUUUUUUUAUUUUUAUUAUUGAAUUUGUACUGACAUUUAUUAGAAUAUACUACAAUUAUCAAUGAUAAUGAAGGAAUCUUGCUGCAUUUAUGUGCAGUAAUUUUGUUAUACAAUAAAACGUUAAAUUAUUUUAAUAGUUACGCACUUUCGUAAAUUACAUUAUUAGUUUGUGGUGCGGUUUGAUCUUUUAACAUUCUAAUCGCUGUAAAGCGCAUUUGUGCUUUUGUACUUUACGAGUGAAAAAUUAAUAUUUGGAAUGUAGAAAUAUCGCACGCGCUCUUUUAUGAGAACGUUACAGCUUUCAUUUUUAUUAUAUUCAUAUGAAAUAUACAUAAUAUACUUUUAGUAGAUCAUUUAAGCAUCACUGUUUGCAAAAAUAUUAAGAUUCUAGAAAUAACUUAUGUAUUACAUAUAUUAUUGUAACAAAUACAAUAAUUUAAAAUUAUAAUAAAAUUUAGAAAUAUUAUAUUUUAGAAAAAAAAAGAAAACUAACAUUUUCGAAUUGCAUCACUUUUAUAGUCAUGACAAGAUAUAAUCCAUGCAAUUUUUUAAUAGACUUAUGUAUACAUAAAUAUGUUUAUGCUGUUUAACCAAUUUUCAUUUAAAUAACAGUUGGUAACCUACGUCUUUUUGAAAGUUCUUUCUAAUAAAUGCUUUUAUUUGGAAACAGUAAGUAGAAAAUUAAACAAUUAUUAAGAUUUAAUAAUAUAAACAUUUAGAAGAUUUAAAAAAGAUUAUUUGUAUGUCUUCGAAUCUGUUGAUAUAGCAAACAUUACAGAAGCGAUCUUUGUAAUAAUAAUUUGUUGUAAUAUAUUAUAUACCUAAUACAUAAAUGCAGACAAGCUUAUAUAUGGUUAAACGCAAUGUUAAUGAAAAUCAUUAUUUGAUGCUUUUGAAUUUGAAAAAUGAAAUUAAUUUUAAAUAGGCAUACUAUUACUAUACAAAAUACCUGUACUAUAUUUAUUAAUAACAUUUAUUAUUUUUGAUCCAAUGUCAAAAACUUUUAAAUGAAUUGGUAAAAUACAGAACCAUGCACGAUGACUCGUGCAGUAAAAUCUAAUAACAUUAUGUAUCUUUAAUUCCUACUUCUAUUUUAUCAUACACAUGUAUAAAAAUCCAUUGUAUGUUAUAUACGUAUGCUUAGUGUAUAAACACGAAUUUUAUGUUACAGCAACACAAUAAAAAAUAAGCAAUGACGAAUUACGAUAAGCUUUACUUGCGAUUAGUAUAAAUUUCCGUGUACAAAUGUGUGACAUAAUUUUAAACUGUAAAGAAAAUAAUUCAAUUGAAUAAAAAAGACCCAUAGAGUUUAA
This is a messenger RNA of Vespula pensylvanica (western yellowjacket), 3639 nucleotides long. Its product is annotated as COP9 signalosome complex subunit 5-like. The coding region runs from base 270 to 1361 and encodes 363 amino acids. NCBI's taxonomy places the organism in Eukaryota, Metazoa, Arthropoda, Insecta, Hymenoptera, Vespidae. Gene Ontology annotation, molecular function: deNEDDylase activity; protein binding; metallopeptidase activity. The record is from RefSeq and is a predicted model, not a curated record. Gene Ontology annotation, cellular component: COP9 signalosome; cytoplasm. The transcript is spliced from 5 exons. Gene Ontology annotation, biological process: protein deneddylation.